CGUAAAGGGAACAAGGAAAACGAAAAUGAAAACGAAAGCUAAUGCAAUUGAUUCGAAAGUAAAUUAUCGGGUUUUAGAAGCACGAUUUAUGUUUUAGACGAUUAAGGUUUUUUUUAAUCGUCGGGGGUUUUUUUUUAUACUUCUAAGCUCCCUCCUACUGUUGAAGUUGCACCCCUGACUGAUACUUUCUCUCUCUCUCUCUCUCGCUGGAGCUGCUACCUUACUCUUAUACAUAUCGAAGUGUGGAGGGAAUAGUAAUUCAAGCGCAAGGCUAGCUUUUCGAGAGAAGAGAAGAGAAGAGAAGAAAGAAAGAAAGGAAGGAAGGAAGGAAGGAAGGAAAAAAAACAAAAUGCGCACCGAUCCGAAUAUCAUCGUCACGGGCACGCCUGGCGUCGGCAAGACGACGCACGCGGAGGUGCUGGCGGAGCGGACGGGGCUGCGGCACGUCUCGGUGAACCAGGUGGUUAAGGAUAGGGAGUGUCAUGAGGGUUGGGACGAUGAGUAUAAGAGCUGGGUUGUCGAUGAGGAUAAGCUGCUCGACGCGCUGGAAGAAGACAAUGUCAAGGCCGGCGGCUGCAUUAUAGACUGGCACGGCUGCGAGAUCUUCCCCGAGAGCUGGAUCGACCUGGUGGUGGUGCUGCGGGUGGACUCGAGCACGUUGUACGACCGGCUAUCGUCAAGGAAAUACCCCGAAGUCAAACUCCAGGAAAACAUAGACUCGGAGAUCAUGGAGGUGCUGCUGCAGGAGGCGCGGGACAGCUACGACGAGCACAUCGUCGUCGAGCUGACGAGCAACUCGACCGACGAGAUGGAGAGCAACGUCGAUCGCAUCGAGGCGUGGAUUAGGCAGUGGAAGCAGGAUCGUGCUGCGGAUGGGGGGCAGUAAGGGGCGGUAAGGG
Messenger RNA from Daldinia decipiens, 899 nucleotides. RefSeq names its product P-loop containing nucleoside triphosphate hydrolase protein. Lineage: Eukaryota; Fungi; Ascomycota; Sordariomycetes; Xylariales; Hypoxylaceae. Gene Ontology annotation, molecular function: ATP hydrolysis activity; ATP binding; AMP kinase activity. Bases 350 to 886 code for a protein of 178 amino acids. Gene Ontology annotation, cellular component: nucleus; cytoplasm. The record is from RefSeq and is a predicted model, not a curated record. The transcript has 3 exons.